This is a messenger RNA of Chaetura pelagica (chimney swift), 1894 nucleotides long. RefSeq names its product transmembrane channel-like 1 (gene TMC1). Gene Ontology annotation, molecular function: mechanosensitive monoatomic ion channel activity. Gene Ontology annotation, cellular component: plasma membrane. Gene Ontology annotation, biological process: detection of mechanical stimulus involved in sensory perception of sound; vestibular reflex. Lineage: Eukaryota; Metazoa; Chordata; Aves; Apodiformes; Apodidae. The annotation marks the transcript as partial. The transcript is spliced from 13 exons. The record is from RefSeq and is a predicted model, not a curated record.
GAGAGAUUUUUCCAUCCUGUGGAAUUUUCAGGGCUUUGCACAGUAUUCUGUACUCUUCUAUGGUUAUUACAAUAACCAGAGGACAAUUGGAUGGCUCAAGUUCAGGAUGCCUCUUUCAUACUUCCUUGUUGGAGUUGGAACUAUCGGCUACAGCUUUAUGAUUGUAAUUCGAACAAUGGCAAAGAAUGCAAAUGAUGAUGGUGGUGGGGAUGAUACGAGUUUUAAUUUCAGCUGGAAAAUGUUCACAAGCUGGGACUACCUGAUUGGCAAUCCUGAGACAGCAGAUAACAAGUUUGCUUCCAUCACAACAAGCUUUAAGGAGGCAAUUUUGGAGGAGCAGGAGAGCCGAAAAGAGGAAAAUAUUCACUUGACCCGAUUCCUGAGGGUUCUUGCUAACUUCUUAGCCCUAUGCACACUUGCUGGGAGUGGCUACCUCAUCUUUUUUGUCGUCAGAAGAUCUCAGAAAUUUGCCCUGGAAGGUCUGGAGAACUACGGGUGGUGGGAAAGAAAUGAAGUGAACAUGGUUAUGUCACUUUUAGGAAUGUUCUGCCCAACUUUAUUUGAUGUAAUUAGUUCUCUGGAAAACUACCACCCUCGCAUAGCUCUAAGAUGGCAGCUGGGACGAAUCUUUGCUCUUUUUCUUGGCAAUCUCUACACUUUCAUUAUUGCCCUAAUGGAUGAAAUCAAUCUCAAGUUGGAAGAAGAAAAGAUAGUCAAGUAUAACAUGACAAUAUGGGAAGCCAGUCUGUAUAAUGGUACUAUUCCAGAAAAUUCAACUGCUCCUCCAAUACAGGUGGAUCCUGCAGAUGUCCCCAGAGGGCCAUGCUGGGAAACAAUGGUAGGACAGGAAUUUGUGCGGUUGACAGUCUCUGACACGAUGACAACAUACAUCACAAUUCUAAUUGGUGAUUUCUUGAGAGCUGUCUUUGUUAGAUUUUUCAAUUACUGCUGGUGCUGGGACUUGGAGUAUGGAUUUCCAUCAUAUUCUGAGUUCGAUAUAAGUGGAAACGUGCUGGGAUUGAUCUUUAACCAGGGCAUGAUCUGGAUGGGAUCCUUUUAUGCUCCAUGCCUCCCAGCGAUCAAUGUGUUCCGUCUCCACACUUCCAUGUACCUGCAGUGCUGGGCAGUGAUGUGCUGCAAUGUCCCCCAAGAGAGGGUCUUCAAGGCUUCCAGAUCCAAUAACUUCUACAUGGCCAUGCUGCUUUUCAUUCUCUUUCUCUCCACACUGCCUGCUGUAUAUACCAUUGUCUCCAUCCCACCAUCUUUUGACUGUGGUCCUUUCAGUGGGAAGACUAGAAUGUUUGAAGUAAUAUCAGAAACUCUGGAGCAUGAUUUCCCGUCCUGGUUUGGGAAGGUAUUUGGCUAUGCCUCUAACCCUGGACUUGUCCUACCUUUUAUAUUGCUGAUGGUCCUGAGUAUUUAUUAUCUCAAUGCUACAUCCAAAUCCUACAAGGAAGCUAACCUGGAACUGAAGAAGAAGCUACAAAGUCAAGCAGAAGAAAAUAAAAGAAGAAAUAAACAAAGGGCACAGAAGUCAAAUGAACAAGAGGAAAAUCCAUUUGAGACAGAAGCAUCGCAGCCAAAGGAUAAAGGAGCCAAGCAAGAUGAAUCCACACCAAACCAAAACAACACGAAAGGACAGAAUGGUAAGGAAGAAAAGAAGACAGGCCAGCCACAAGAAACCAGCUCCUCUCAGGCACUUCAGCAUCCAGGUCCUGCCCUGAAUGGCCACUAUCCCCCACAAGGCAGAGGAGGAAACCUUCCUCCCCCCUCCAUAGCUGUGACGAGGCCACCAGGGCCCAGGGGUUAUGGAGGACCGGGCUACACACCCGGAAAUCCACGCUUCCCGGGGCCACAACCAGGAGUUCCCAGGGGCCCUCCCAACUACAGAUAA